GGCGACGGAAUUGUGUUGUGUAUAAAUCCGCCAGAGAGCGGGCAAACGAGCACGUGUUUUGUUGCGAGUAAAUUUCAAGUUGUUUAAUUAACAAUGCUGUUUCUUGUCGGUUUGGGAUUAGGAAAUGCGGAAGAUAUUACGAUCAAGGGAUUAGAAAUAGUAAAGAAAGCUGAUAGAGUGUAUUUAGAAGCUUAUACUUCUAUUUUAACUGUAGGAAAAGAAGAAUUGGAAAAGUUUUAUGGAAAAGAAAUAAUUUUAGCUGACAGAGAAAUGGUUGAACAAGAAUCAGAUUCUAUAUUAGAACAAGCAAAAUCAUUAACUGUUGCAUUUUUAGUGGUUGGAGAUCCAUUUGGGGCCACAACACAUACAGAUUUAGUUCUGAGAGCUGUAGAAUCUAAAAUUCCAUAUAAAGUUGUACAUAAUGCUUCUAUAUUAAAUGCUGUAGGUUGCUGUGGCCUUCAGCUUUAUAAUUAUGGAGAAACAGUUUCAAUUGUAUUUUGGACUGAAACAUGGAAACCAGAUAGCUUUUAUGAUAAAAUAGAAGCCAACAGAAAAAGAGGAUUACAUACACUAUGUCUCUUAGAUAUUAAAAUGAAAGAACAAUCAAUUGAAAAUUUAAUGAGAGGUAAAAAAAUAUACGAACCUCCACGUUUUAUGACUGUAAAUCAAGCUGCUGAACAGCUACUGGAAAUUAUUGAAAGAAAACUAAAGGCAGGCUGCUCUGAAAUGGAUCUUGCUUACGAUAAAGAGACCAUUUGUGUUGGCAUUGCCAGAUUGGGCUCAGAAAAUCAGAAAAUCUUAACUUUGAGUCUUGAAAAUAUGAAGAAAGCAGAGUUAGGUGAUCCUUUACAUUCACUUAUCAUUACAGGAAAUUUACAUCCAUUGGAAUUAGAUAUGUUAAAAAUAUUUGCUGAUGAUCAAAAAUGGUUUGAACUUGCAGUUGAAAAAUAUGUACAUCAAUAA
Molecule: messenger RNA, 963 nt
Organism: Centruroides sculpturatus (bark scorpion)
Lineage: Eukaryota; Metazoa; Arthropoda; Arachnida; Scorpiones; Buthidae
Gene: Dph5
Product: diphthine methyl ester synthase-like
Exons: 8
Coding region: 94-963 (289 amino acids)
Biological process (GO): protein histidyl modification to diphthamide
Molecular function (GO): diphthine synthase activity
Source: RefSeq, a predicted model, not a curated record